Thermothielavioides terrestris NRRL 8126 is the source of this 1956-nucleotide messenger RNA. RefSeq lists its product as uncharacterized. The record is from RefSeq and is a predicted model, not a curated record. Bases 1 to 1956 code for a protein of 651 amino acids. Lineage: Eukaryota; Fungi; Ascomycota; Sordariomycetes; Sordariales; Chaetomiaceae. The transcript has a single exon. Gene Ontology annotation, cellular component: fungal-type vacuole membrane; TORC1 complex.
AUGGCGAAGGACAGAGACGACGACGCAUUGGGCACCAACCAAUCAAAGAAGCCAGCAACGGCCUUUGUCGACUUGGGCGACCAACCACAGCACCCUCCGCCGCCGCACCAGCAGCAGCUGCAUCACCGCACGAAGGCCCAGAAGCACCUGGUCGGAGGUGCCACAGGGGGGCGCGUGCAUGCUCGGAUCCCGUCCACGAAAGCCCUUCACAAACACCACGCCGCGACCUCCACGGCGAAAUUGAAUCGCAGGCACGGCACCUCGCUUUCCCCUGACCAAGGAGCUGGCCAGGCGCUCGCGUCGCAUCACCACCACCGUCGAGCGACCUCCGAGCUGAAGCUGACACGCGACACCUCGUCGACCAAUCUGAAGAAGAACGCCUCGCAGACGAACUUGAAGCGAAAUCGUUCUCAAGCGGAGGUGGGGAAGAGGACAAAGUCGGCAACUAACCUUCACCGUUCUGCGUCCAAUCCGGCCGUCGACAGGCUGAAACCGUUCGGGAGCUCCCGAGUCCAAUUCAACCUCGGCGACGAGGCUCAGGACGACGGCGACCAGGACGAGGACGAGUGGGUGGACGCCAGCGCCUCUGCCUCGCCGCUCCUAUCCCGCCGCGGUUCUGCCGUCAGCUCUGGCCAUAACGCCGACCCUGGGGCGGAUGACGAGGAUUCGCCAGCCCCCUCGCCCACGCCGCACCGCGAAGACGAGCGGUCCCCGGGCCACGGUACACAAAGCGGCACAACGAACGGCGCAGCGAACGGCAAAGCGAACGGCACACAACCCGGCGCCCAUAGCCUCCCGCGCAAUCAGUACCUGACGUCCCGAAUCUUGUCUCGAGCGCCGUCCCAUGGUGCGCCGCCCAUGAUGUCGACAGAAACCGCGUCGGUCGGGCCGUCCUCCUCACGGCAACCCUCACCCCCAGACUCAAGCCUCGGCCAAGGUCCAAGUCCCCCGACUACCACCGGCGCUACGACCCAGGUCCGACCGGGCAGCAGCGGCAAUGCCGAGCUCACGUCUCGGUUCGUGGGGAACAACAGUCAGGAGCCGGGGUCAGGAAAUCCGAACGAGUCAUUUAUCCUGGCCGCGAACCGGGGCGGAUUGUCCCGCGCGGCAUUGAACGGCAAGGAUGGGUUUGACAUGCCCAAGCGACGGCAAUCCCUGGGAGCGCUGUCGCAAGCCCGGGGCAUCGACGCACUCAAUGCUCGGCAGGCCGCGGCCGGAAACGAUCACAGCGACGGGAAUGACGACGACGAAGUGACCCCCGGCGCGUCACGAGCGCCGCGCAAUGGCGCCUACGUGAUGCCGCGAGAGAUGAACAGGACCCAGCAGAAGCUAAACCUCCAGCGGGCAAGCUCCAGCCUGGAGCCAGCCCACCCCCAUCCCGGGAUAGGCAUUGGACCGGCGGGGGUUGCGGUCGGCGGCGGGCCCUUGCUUGGCGUGCCGACCAGUUACGACUCUCGGGACCCGCGAAUCGGCAAGAUGUUGGAGCGGACAGGCAUGGAGUACCUCACCGUGCGCCGGCACCUGAACCCCGUGGCCCGGUCCAUCUCGCGGGUCAUGCAGCUGCCAGACAUCGAAAGCAGCCGGCAGAUCCCGCGGCCCCGCUCGGCGGCCCACCACGCCUCGAGGCUCUCGGAGCAAUUCAACCCGAGCCAGCGCGAGCCGCUGACGCGCGACUCCAGCAUGGUGGACCUGAUCAGCGGCCACGCCGGCGGCAGCGGCGGCAGCACCAGACGGCCGCCGACACCGCGCGGCAGCGGCAGCGGCGGCACCUUUUCCGGCCUGCACAGCGCCAGCUCAAGCCUCAGCACCGACGGCGGCGGCGGCGCAGGCAGGAUGCACGAGCGCGCGGGCCUCAGCGGGGCCAGCCUGGUGAGCGGCGCCGAGGAUGCCGAGACGAUGGCGCUGCUGCGCAUGAUGUGGGACAAGAACAUGAACCUGAGCGCCAGCCAGGACUAG